Messenger RNA from Gamsiella multidivaricata, 2647 nucleotides. RefSeq lists its product as uncharacterized. The coding region runs from base 74 to 2611 and encodes 845 amino acids. Lineage: Eukaryota; Fungi; Mortierellomycota; Mortierellomycetes; Mortierellales; Mortierellaceae. The record is from RefSeq and is a predicted model, not a curated record. The transcript has 3 exons.
GCCCUGCCUUGAGUACAGAGCACCGGCCAGUCAUCUCAGUCUAAUCAUCUUCAGCUACUCCAUUCCUGUCCCAAUGACGAACCCUGCAUCAAACAUUGACACCCCCUCCCCUCCUGCGCAUGUCACUGCUGACGGUAGUCCGCCGUGGGCACCACGUGUGGAAAGAACGACUCGAUUCUCUGACCGCGCUGUACAAAAACGACCGCGUGUGGAGAGAGGACCCCUCUCUACCAGCCUAGUGCCCGCCGACGAGGUGCUCGAGUCUCAAUUCGUUUUCGAAUCCUUUGCUGGGCAGGCACAGGCGCCAACAUUUGCCUCUGUCGAUGACGCCCUGCAACAGAUCCUCGAUAUGAUCUCCACUUGUGGCUACACCCUGCGCACCUUCUUGCUUGCAGUCUUUGACUCAAAAGGCACUGCUAUUCGAAAACGGGCCAGAUUGUUCUACUCGAAAGGCGGUCCUGGGGCGAUGGUCGAUUGCUGGAGUCAAGGUCUUCGACAUUCUUCGAACGACGAGUCCUUCAUGACGGCCGUUACAAACACGGUUAUCGAUCGAGCACACACCGAACUCAAUGCACUCACAGCACUCCAGAGCCUGCGACAACCGACCACCGAGAUUUCCAGCGAGUCUAUCGAGAGUUUUUCGUUGGAGCAUAUCGAAAAGCAGCUCCAACGUACAUCGCCCAAUAUCGUACGAGUCUUGCAAGGAUUCGCACUCGCUAACCACAAGACCUCAGACUUAGAGAACACUUCAUUCGUUGCUACUAUCGGCAGCUUGCUGCUGCAUCAUCGGAGCCAAAAGUCAAACUAUUUUCAGAUGAUGAUUGGACUCUUUUUGUACAGCACAGGCUGUCCAAAGCGUGUGGUUACAGUGCUCUCCCAGGCGGGACUAUCCGUGAGCUAUCAGACGAUCUGUAACGCCCUCAGAGCACUUACAAAAGCGGCCCUGGCUAAGGUGCAGUCCAUGGUCUUGGAGCAGCCAUGGUUCCUGGUUUACGACAAUAUCAACAUCCCGAAUAGAAAAUACGACCAGCGUGGCAACAACAUUGACACAUUCGAGAAUGGGACAACAGCAACCGUUGUGAUCGGAGAAGAUCUUGGCCACCCGCAGGCCCCAGCUCAGGUUCCACGGGAUCCAGUAACCUUGAUGGAUCUCUUGCCAGAUAACGAGAACCGAGCUCAUUUCAGGACUGUCUCUCAAUAUAAUCUGGUGCACGUCCUACAGCGGCACUUCGAUAUUUACAACCGCCGUUGCUCGAUCCGUAUCCCAGCUUUGAGCCCUCUUCCAGUGAAGCGCACAGAGACAUUUCCUAUGCCAAGUAUGAAGAUCGACCAAUCAACUGUGGAAGGCAACCUGGAGAUCAUCGAAACGGUCAUGAAGAGUGCACUCAAGCUCUCAGAUGAAUGGUUUGAUGGUGACGUACGGGUCGUUGUUGCAGGGGACCAGCUCACCGUGUGCAGGGUAGGAUCCCUAAAGAGCUUGCGUGGAACAGACAUUACGAGGUUCGCUCGGAUGUCAUGGGCAGUGCCUUUAAUGCAACUCUUCCAUCUCCAAAUGCUACUCUGUAGCACAAUUCUUCGCACUCACUACGGAUCAGUCUCGACGCCGGGAUCACUGGCUUUCAAUAUAGCCAUGCUGGAGCGCAAACGUGUCAAUCUGGACACACCCGAUUUUCACGCUGCAGACGAGAUUCUCAGGAACACUUUCGAUGCUAUGGUUCAGCGAUUGUGGGAGAUUGAGCUGGGUACGGAGGAUUUGGGAAGUUUCGGGAAGGACACGCCAAGAUUGGACGACUUCAUCUCUGAAAUGUCCGGAACCAUUCGCCGGAAGUAUUUCAGCAACUCGUCUGAGCUUGCUCAACAUUUCAACAAUGUGGAUGUCAAUGCACUCUUGUUCCUCAGGGAUAUGAAUGUCUAUAUCGAACUUUCGGCAGCCAUCAAAGCUGGUGACAUCAAGCGUAUCGAGGAGACACUGAAGCUGAUUGUUGUGAUGUUCCAGGCAGGGGGUACCAAGAAUUAUGCCAAAGAACUCUUGCGUCUCAGCUAUGGGAUUUGCUAUGCAUGGACAGAGCAGGAGAAGGCCGCCAUUUUAUCGUCUUGGUUGGUCAACACCAAGGGCAAGGAGAAUUCAUGGAUUCCUGCAGACUUGUACCAGGAACACAACAACCUCUUGACAAAGACAAUCCAUGCGGCAAAAGGAAGCAACAUGUCCUGGGAAGUACUGGCCGACUCGGUUUCAAUGAACAUUCGCCUGUUCUCUAGGAUCGCCGAGCAAGUUGAGACACAGUACGAUGUCCUCCACUACAACAGCAGCUUCCACUCAACAGUAUCAGCAGAGAUGGACAUUCAAAAAAUAACCCUGUCGCUCAAAGAACACAAGAUUUUUGCUAACGCACCUCGUGAGGACUGGUCCGACUUGCCACUUGCGAAAGAUCUGCUUAAAGAAGGCAUGAGAAAGCUGGUUGCAAGAAUGACAAGACUCGAUGAGUUCAUCAAAGGACUAGAACAUGAGGUCGGUAACGGAGAGGCAGAUGAUACAGCUGAGGAUCUUGAGUUAGAACGAAGCCAGGCUGAGCAGUUUAUUUCCUCAUGCGUAGCUCCUAUGCCGAAGUAAUAAAGGCCGAUAUGGUUGAACUACACGGGCAAUACC